Messenger RNA from Periophthalmus magnuspinnatus, 4313 nucleotides. It is a transcript of the gene apba2b, whose product is annotated as amyloid beta (A4) precursor protein-binding, family A, member 2b. The transcript is spliced from 16 exons. The record is from RefSeq and is a predicted model, not a curated record. The coding region runs from base 149 to 3148 and encodes 999 amino acids. Gene Ontology annotation, cellular component: plasma membrane; cytoplasm; dendritic spine. NCBI's taxonomy places the organism in Eukaryota, Metazoa, Chordata, Actinopteri, Gobiiformes, Gobiidae. Gene Ontology annotation, molecular function: protein binding; amyloid-beta binding. Gene Ontology annotation, biological process: chemical synaptic transmission.
AGACACAGUGAUGCUCGACCUCCUGGCGCCAGCAGCUCUCGCAUUUUCCGACAGAAGGUGACUCGAUUAGCCGAUCCAGGUCGUCGCCUGGAGCCAACAGGAGAGCGGCGCUGCAUCCCACAGAUAUCAGCUCGACUUGUAAAAAUGCAUGGCCAGUAAUAAAGCCGCGGUCAUGUCUCAUCGGAAGCGGCCCGGGUCCAGCGGAGGGACCAGUGUGACGGCCCCUCCUCCUGCUCCUGCACCUGUGUCCUGCCCCGAAGCUCACCCCCCAGAGGCCCUCGAUCUGAGAGCACCCGCCCCACGCCAACGCUCCGUCCGUUACCCCAAAGAUCCUCACCACCACCACCACCACCCGCCCCACCCACGGGACCCCAAACCCCUCCCUCGCUCCUGUAAGGCACAAUACACUCCCCCCAAAGCGCAAGAAGUAAUUCACCCGUCUCCUCCUCCCGACGAAGUGGAGAUAGAGCCCAGCGUCGAGGAGAGUAGAUACAGUAAUCCAGUAGAACCUGAAGAGGAGCAUAGACCGAUUACUCCGCCCACCCCAGAGCCUGAGCCGGAGGAGCACCGCCACAUAGACCACCACCCCGACUAUAACCACGGAGCGGACAGUCUGGACGACGACUCCAGCUCUGAGUACAUGAACAACACUUCAGAGGAUGAGGAUUAUGACGAUGGCCUGGCGGAGGAGGAUGAGGGCGUGACCUACUACAUCCGCUACUGCCCCGAGGACGACAGCUACCUCGAGGGAAUGGACUGCAACGGUCAGGGCGAAUGCAACCACUCACAACCGCACAGCCACAACCACAACAACCACAACCACGAGCAAGAGGACUACAGCUCCGACGUCCAACCGCCCCACCCUGACGAAUGCCAGGAGGCCGCGGAGGCGUGGGCGGAGGACGGGGAGGGGCAGGAGGGCGAGGCGAGAGGAGAGGAGGAGUGGGUGGAGGAAGAUGAUGCAGAAGUUAGGGAAGAAUGGCGAGAAGAAGAGGCAGAAGUGCAAGAAGAGUGGCACGACGGGGAUCCGGAGCAGGACCAAUGGGAGCAGGGCGAUAUCGAAGUGCAAGAGGAGUGGAGGGAGGGCGGGCAGGUGCGGCAGGAGCACUGGGAGAGGCACAGAGUACAAGAGGACUGGGGCGACGGGGACGGAGAAGUGCGCUGUGAAGUGGUGGAGCAAGAUCCAGAUGAACAGAUUUACAACGGACGUCCCGAACCCAUUCUGGACCACAACACCCACCAUCACCACAUGCACCAUCACCAAGAGGGUCUCCAUUCAGGGAGGAGGGCAGAUGGGGCAGAGGAAGAUGAGCCAGAAAGCGAGGAGUACUGCCCCAAUGAGGAAGAGGACGAGGAAGAAGACGAAGGACAUAGACGCUCAUACACUGGCGAUUACUAUGCGCCUGAGGACAAUGGGAACUCGGUGCGGGGGUCUCCGUAUCGCGGCCGCAAGGUGUUGGUGGUAGAGGGCGAGACGGGGGAAGAGGCGGAGGAGGACAUUGACCAAAUCGUGGCGGAGAUUAAAAUGAGCAUGAGCAUGGGCAGUUUGAGCAGCAGCACUGACCAUAGCCCUGAAGAACUGGCACAAGACCCUCCACCUGGCAGCUACGCUCACACUAAGCCAGAGCCCGCCCCCUACCCCCCGCCCCACCACAGACACGACAGCCGGCCCAAGUCCCUCAACCUGCCGUCCAUACACCACAAUACUCCGGAUCUACAGAGGGGCGUCAAGGCACAUCCGCGCUCACCCGAGGACCGGCAGAGGUGGGCACAAGAGCAGGUUACUAAUGGAGCUGAGCCCAGAAAGCAGCAGCGCUCCGACCUCAAUGUUCCUCUGGAGAACAACAACGUGCCGGAGCCAACCAAGAAAGUCGCCUCCUUCCCCAGCUUUGUCGAUGCCAUAGUCCCAAGACCGCGUGAGCCAGAAGACCUGAUUCAUGGCAUUAUCUUUGCUACUAAAUACAAUGUCCCGGGCCCGUGCGAGCCAGAAGACCUGAUUGAUGGCAUUAUCUUUGCUGCUAACUACCUUGGCUCCACUCAGCUGCUGUCUGAGAGAAACCCCUCCAAGAACAUCCGAAUGAUGCAGGCCCAGGAAGCGGUCAGCAGGGUCAAGAGGGUUCAGAAGGCUGCUAAAAUCAAGAAAAAGGCGAAUGCCGACGGAGACACGCAGACCCUGACGGAGGUGGACCUGUUCAUUUCCACGCAGAGGAUCAAAGUCCUGAACGCAGACACACAGGAAACGAUGAUGGACAACGCUCUGCGGACGAUCUCCUACAUCGCCGACAUCGGGAACAUCGUGGUCUUGAUGGCCCGGAGGAGGAUGCCCCGGACGGCGUCGCAGGACUGUAUCGAGACCACACCAGGGGCUCCCGAGGCAAAGAAGCAGUACAAGAUGAUCUGCCAUGUUUUUGAGUCUGAGGAUGCCCAGCUCAUAGCGCAGUCCAUCGGGCAGGCCUUCAGCGUCGCUUACCAGGAGUUCCUGCGAGCCAACGGCAUCAACCCGGAGGACCUGAGCCAAAAGGAGUACAGUGACAUCAUCAACAACCAAGAGAUGUACAACGAUGACCUCAUACACUUUUCCAACUCGGAAAACUGCAAAGAGCUGACGUUGGAGAAGACAAAAGGUGAGAUCCUGGGAGUUGUGAUCGUGGAGUCGGGCUGGGGCUCCAUUUUACCCACUGUGAUCUUGGCCAACAUGAUGAACGGAGGACCAGCCGCUCGCUCUGGAAAACUCAAGAUCGGCGAUCAGAUCAUGUCCAUCAAUAACACCAGCCUCGUGGGCCUGCCCCUCGCCACCUGUCAGGGAAUUAUUAAGGGCUUGAAGAACCAGGUCCAGGUGAAGAUGAAUAUUGUGAGCUGCCCUCCUGUUACUACUGUCCUCAUUAAAAGACCAGACCUGAAAUAUCAGCUGGGAUUUAGUGUCCAAAAUGGAAUUAUCUGCAGUUUGAUGCGAGGAGGCAUCGCUGAACGAGGCGGAGUCCGUGUGGGCCACCGCAUCAUCGAGAUCAACGGACAGAGUGUGGUGGCCACGGCUCAUGAGAAGAUCGUCCAGGCUCUGUCCAACUCUGUGGGAGAGAUCCACAUGAAGACAAUGCCAGCCGCCAUGUUCAGACUCCUCACGGGGCAGGAGACACCGAUGUACAUAUGAAGAAUGUCCAUGAAAAACUCCACCGAACAGUCACCUCUGAAGCGUUAGGGCAAAACUCCACCACGUGAGACUAUAGAGGACCCGCUGCCCGUCUUCUCACCUGUCAUUUAAGUUUUACAUAAUCACUUUUUAUUUAUGCUUAACACGCAGUGACCAUAGCAAAACCAUAAAGCGCUUUCACCAUCGGACCAGCCACACAAACUGUACUGUUGUGAGAGUGUUGUCUGUGCUUUACUGUCACUGCUGUGCGGGUGUGUGUAUGAACUAGUGAAUGCCAACAAUUUGUUUUUUAUAUUCAUUUAAUACAAUAUAAAGCAUCUAUACAUACUUCUGUAUAGCCCCAUGUCCCUUAAGUUUAUUUAUUUGUCAUGUAAAUACAUACUUUUUUGCUAAUAUUGCAAUCGAAGGCAAAGGGGAGGGAGGGUCCACAGCCAAAUUGUAAAUAUAUAUUGUAUGUAACUUGCUGUUUGAUGAUCUAUGAUGAUAAAAACCAGCCUGAAUUAUCAAUGUCUGAAAAGGGGAAUGACUUGUAGGAUGAAAUAGCUGGUUUAAAAUUAUUUGUGAUCAUGUGAAUUAAAUUAUUUCAUCAGGGGUUAAAGGGAGAAAUGCCAUAUAUUUUUUCCUUCAUUUUAUGGCAAUACACAACUUCUAAGGCGAGGGAUGUUUUUUCUACACUUAACAUGCAACGCACACAUUCUAAUAAGGAGUAACUCAGUCAAACUAUUAAAAAGCAUUAAUUCUGCUUUGAAUAUACAAGCUUUGGACACAGAUGUUUUCUUUGUGUGCUGUUGUUUCAUAAUGUGUGACUGAAACUCAUAUGCACUGGAUAUGGGUUGAUUGUGAAUGUAACCGUGUAGUGUGAGCUGUCUCAUCGCCAUACGCAGUAUUAGAAUGUCUGUACAGAAAAAAUAAACUUGUCUAAGUAUUGUGCUCAUGUAAAAAAAGCAAAACGCACAGGUUUAGUCGCUGCUUCCAUCUCCACGCUUGUCUGUUGGCUAUGUCUCGAGAGGGAACUGUGAGUGGCUCACUGUGACAGACAAAGCCUUUCACAAAGCUGCGGUUUUACUCUGCGCCGCAGUAAAUCUGACCCAUAUGAACAUUAUGUGUGUGCAUGCCUCGUAAAGUAGAAUCAUGUCAAUGUGACAAGAUCAAUAAAAUCAGAGCU